AUGGACUUCUCCGGUUCAACUGAUUACCCCGCCGACUCGGCAUACAGCCCCCAUAUCGUCAAUGAACAAGAACAACAACCAGAAGAAGAUGCCACGGUGGUUCAGAAUGGUCAUCACUCUCACGCCCCGGCUGCCACUCCCCCUAUAGACCAUGACCCCAAUCAAAGAUACAAUUCACCGAAUCUGUACCAGCAACCUAGUUCGAGACCGGGCUCUGGAAUGGGUGGGCAGCAACAAACACAGAACCAGGAAAACAGACAAUCACAACCCGCCAACAAGAGCAGCGUGGUGAUCAAGGUCGGAAUGGUUGGUGAUGCCCAGAUAGGCAAGACCAGCUUGAUGGUCAAAUAUGUCGAGGGCAGCUGGGAUGAAGAUUAUAUCCAGACACUGGGCGUCAAUUUCAUGGAAAAGACGAUUUCCAUACGCAACACCGAAAUCACCUUCUCGAUCUGGGAUCUUGGUGGCCAGCGAGAGUUCGUCAACAUGCUACCCUUAGUCUGCAAUGACGCCGUCGCCAUCCUGUUCAUGUUCGACCUCACCCGAAAGUCUACCCUCAACAGCAUUAAGGAAUGGUACAGGCAAGGCCGAGGCUUCAAUAAAACAGCUAUUCCCUUCUUGAUAGGCACCAAGUAUGAUCAUUUCGUGAAUUUCCCCCGCGAGGACCAAGAGGAGAUCAGCAAUCAGGCUCGACGAUUCGCAAAAGCAAUGCGCGCCAGUCUCAUCUUUAGCAGUACCAGUCACAGCAUCAACGUGCAAAAGAUCUUCAAAAUCGUCCUCUCCAAGGCCUUUGAUCUGAAAUGCACUAUUCCUGAAAUCGAGAAUGUCGGAGAGCCUCUGCUCCUGUACCAAUCAGUGAAUUGA
Molecule: messenger RNA, 861 nt
Organism: Capronia epimyces CBS 606.96
Lineage: Eukaryota; Fungi; Ascomycota; Eurotiomycetes; Chaetothyriales; Herpotrichiellaceae
Product: rab family, other
Exons: 3
Coding region: 1-861 (286 amino acids)
Biological process (GO): regulation of exit from mitosis
Cellular component (GO): spindle pole body
Molecular function (GO): GTPase activity; GTP binding
Source: RefSeq, a predicted model, not a curated record